Molecule: messenger RNA, 1128 nt
Organism: Bathycoccus prasinos
Lineage: Eukaryota; Viridiplantae; Chlorophyta; Mamiellophyceae; Mamiellales; Bathycoccaceae
Exons: 1
Coding region: 1-1128 (375 amino acids)
Source: RefSeq, a predicted model, not a curated record
AUGACGCAUUUAAGUUGGUGUUGUGGUCGUAAUCGUGUCGCUUCUUCUUCUUCGUCUCGCGCGCUUCUUCUUCAAAAGUCGACGUCGUUUCGGCGAGGACAACGACCAACGUCUCGUCGAUUUCGGCGAGAAUCCUUCGUCUUUUAUUCCUCCUCCUCCGAACACAGCGCUAAAGAAGAAGAAGAAGAAAAAGAGAAGAAGAAUUACAACAACAACGGUAGUAUUAGUUUCAAAAACAAACGAAACGAAAUCGACGACGUUUUAUUCUCCUUCCCUGCUGCUAAUGCUGCUGAUAACGCCUCCUCUUCCUCGCAAACAAAAGCCUCGAAGGGAAAAGCGUCGAAGUCGUUCCCCGUGGAAGCGGAGAUUUUGGUUGAAGAUGAUGUGAACGACGAUUACGAAGAGUGGGAAAAAAACGUCUCGAAAGAAGCGAGAAAAAAAUGGAACGACGUGAGCAAAGAAAUCGGGGAAGAGACGACGUUUACGGUCGGCAAGAAAGAUUUAGACGAGAAGUUUCUCUCGGAAGUGCUUUUGUAUCUGUUUAAAUCGAACGAUCAAAACGUGCCGGCGCAUUUGUUCUUGAACAAAGUCAAACGCUCGAUGACGUUGGACGGGUAUAAAGCGAUUUUAGUCGGGUGCGGGAGAGCGAACAAGUGGGAAUUGUGCGAACAAAUCAUCGAUUUCGUGAAGAAGGAGACUAAAGAGUCGGAGAAGGAGACGAGCUUGGAUGGAAUCGUGACCGCGAACUGGUUCGUGGCGAUUAUAGACGCGAGAAUUAAGGAGAAGUCAUUCGCAGACGUGGCGUCGUGUUUUGAGAAAAUGUUCGAGUUUAAAUGUCAACCGUCAGGGGCAGCCAUAGAGUCGUUCGCGAGGUUCACCGAUUUCGAAUACGAGUUUGAUGACGAUUUGAAAGAACGAGCGAAAGAUAUUUACGAAUGGCUCGUGGAUACCGACGCGGGUAAGGCGUUGUGGCCGACGUAUUUCGGAGAAGCCGGGGUGGAUAACUUACCGGGGAAGAACUCGAAGAGCGGGAAGACGAAAACCAUACGGGUGGCGAUGGAAGCCAUGGACGUCGAUUUAGGUGGUGACAUUGAAAAGUUACAGGAGAAGUUAUCCGACUUCUAUUAG